AUGAAAGCGAGAGAGAGGAUGCAUCUGUUGGACUCCAGGCUUGCAGUCGGGACUUACACAACUCUGUGGGAGGAUGGGACCAGCGGCAUCCCUCCAUCGUCUUCACCUGGCCUGGCCUUGCAACCCACUGAGCCGGCUCCGCAGAGCAGCCAUUACUGCCAUUCCCAGAAGGGUCCUGGCAGUCACUGCGACCCCAAGAAGAGGGCCUGGCGGCAGCUCUGUGUGGCUUCUGCCUUCUGCCUGUUGUUCAUGAUUGGGGAAGUCAUUGGUGGGUACCUGGCACAUAGCUUGGCGAUCAUGACAGAUGCAGCCCAUAUGCUCACUGACUUUGCCAGCUUGCUUAUCAGCCUCUUCUCCCUGUGGAUGUCUUCCCGGCCAGCCACCAAGACCAUGAACUUUGGUUGGCAUCGAGCUGAGAUCCUGGGUGCCCUGUUCUCUAUGCUGUCCAUCUGGGUCAUGACGGGGGUGUUGGUGUACUUGGCGGUGGAACGGCUGAUCUCUGGAGACUAUGAGAUUGAGAAGGAGACUAUGCUGAUCACGUCGGGCUGUGCUGUGGUCAUGAACAUCAUAAUGGGGUUGAUUCUUCACCAGUCUGGCCAUGGACACAGCCACAACCCCGAGCACGGCCACAACGCCAGCCAGGAGCAGGGAAGCCCCAGUGUCCGAGCUGCCUUUAUCCACGUCAUUGGAGACUUUCUGCAGAGCUUGGGUGUUUUGGUGGCAGCCUUUAUUUUAUACUUCAAGCCAGAGUACAAGUUUAUAGACCCCAUCUGCACCUUCCUGUCCUCCAUCCUCGUCGUGGGGACAACCUUGACCGUCCUGAGAGAUGUGAUCCUGGUGCUGAUGGAAGGGACCCCCAAGGGCGUGGACUUCACAGCCGUGCGGAAUCUGCUGCUGUCCAUGGAGGGCGUGGAAGCCUUGCACAGCCUGCACAUCUGGGCGCUGACUACGGCCCAGCCUAUCCUGUCUGUCCACAUCGCCAUUGCUGAGAACGCAGAUGCCCAGGCUGUGCUGAAGGCAGCCAGCAACCGCCUGCAGGAGACGUUCCACUUCCACACCAUGACCAUCCAGAUCGAGGACUACUCUGAGGACAUGAAGGACUGUCAGUCAUGCCAGGGCCCCUCAGACUGA
Molecule: messenger RNA, 1131 nt
Organism: Rangifer tarandus platyrhynchus (Svalbard reindeer)
Lineage: Eukaryota; Metazoa; Chordata; Mammalia; Artiodactyla; Cervidae
Source: the annotation of a GenBank genome assembly